Molecule: messenger RNA, 6047 nt
Organism: Asterias rubens (European starfish)
Lineage: Eukaryota; Metazoa; Echinodermata; Asteroidea; Forcipulatida; Asteriidae
Product: NACHT and WD repeat domain-containing protein 2-like
Exons: 12
Coding region: 515-4603 (1362 amino acids)
Molecular function (GO): protein binding
Source: RefSeq, a predicted model, not a curated record
UCUCACUGUAUUAGAUAACAAGGCAAUGGUGCAGGUGUAUGUACGUGGUACAAUCAAGGGUGUAUAGGCUGCUUGUGCACAGUGUACAUGUAGGUAGUCGUACUGGCAGGUACUGGAUGGGAUUGUAGUAGUCUGGGGUCUUCCUGCGGAUCCUCACGGUUGGGCAAGCUGCCAAGGCAUCCCAACAUGUAACCCCUUCUCUCAUCACUGUACCAUCCAUUCCUGAUGUAUAUUGUCUCCACACUCAGGAAGACAAAAUAUCCCUGUGAACCAGGGCGUUUGUUUCCAGUUAAUACACAACCUGGGACACACUAACUAAACAAUCUGGCCUGGCGAGGGGGGCUGAUAUCUGCGCUGUCGUUGUCGUACAGGACUCACCCUAGCCAGGGUUUCCUUCGUGGGUUAAAUUAUCCAGCCAGCAGGGUAGCACUAGGAGCUAGCAAGGAGCGGCUGAGUGGUGUGUGUGUGUGCGAGGGGCAUCGUCUUGCCGGUGUGUGAGGUAUACAGCAUCAUCAUGGGCACCUGCAUGGGUAACCGUCGAAGCAGCCACUCCUCAACAGAAGAGAAAGAUAAGGAGAAAGAACGAGAGCAUCGCUCCAGCAGUAAUGCCUCAGCCAAGACCCCCACCCAGACCCAGCAGGAGAAACGCCCCAGUACCAACCCACCCCUCGCUCCACCCCAACCAGCAGAAAGCCCACCUCAUCAAGCCCCUCCUCCUUCGUCGACCCCGAAGCCGGCUCCAACGUCCUCACCAAUGGCUAAACCAGCAAGUAAGACAAGUGGAGGGUCCUCAUUGCCAGACUUGGUUUGCUACAGCGAGGACGUCAGGAACAUGCUCCUAGGGAAGGUGUCUUCAGUGAAGUGUAAACCACAAGCAAAGAUGGUGCGAGUGUUCAUCAGUGCAGCGUCUAUAGAUUCAGAGACAGAGAGAAAUGCCCUGAUGGAGCGAGUUUAUCCCAAGCUACGAGAACAUUGCGCCCUCAACGGCUACGAGUUUGAGGCCAUUGAUCUUCACUGGGGAUUGUGGGACCCUAAGCUUCAAGAUGAACGAUUUCUGGAUCAGUGUUUACGAGAAAUCAAACUUUGUCAGGCUACCUCAACUGGUCCCAACUUCAUGUCUUUCCUGAAUAUGAAGUACGACCGGUGUAAGACACCUGUUCGCGUCUUGGCCUCUGCGUUUGACCGUCUUCUCAAGAAAGUGGCCGGUGAAGAGGACAGGAGUCUACUGACUAAACACUACAGUCUGGACUCCAACGCCGUGCCGCCGGUCUACCUGUUCCAGGGGAGGGCAACAGAAGAUGAGGCAGAGAUGAUUUGUGAAAUCUUGAGGAGUUCAUGGGGAAAGGAGGAGAAGGAACGAUACAUGGCUUCUGUUGCUGAGAUGGAGAUCGACGAAGGUGUCUUUUGUCCGACGAGCGUCAGCGAUGCGGUCAUCUGGCUCCAUCGCCGCUUCACUCGCAUCGAUCACAACGACGAGACGGCCAGCAUCUACCUCGACCUCUCACCAGACAAUAAAGAGGCGGACACUCACUCUCACGAGCAACUCGCUCAACUCACCAAGAGACUGGUUGCCAAGGUCAACGAGGGAAACUUUUUUAAGUUUGACAUCCCGUGGAGCCCUAAGGGACUCGACCCAGAUGGGAUCUCCACCCACGCUAAAUACAUCGAUGAGGUGUGCCUGAAGACGCAACAGAUGCUGACAGAGUUGAUCGACAGGGCAAUAGCGGAGAGGAUGGAAGAAGAUGUUAUGGCUAAGACUGUGUGUUCCGGAGACUUCAUCAUUUCGCAAGAAACGCAUCGGAGGUUGUACCACGAACUCCAACAUCACACUCUAUUAUGCCAGCGUCACUCAGACACAUUCCACGGUCAGUCCAACCUCCUGAGCUGCAUCCGAGAGUACCUCAGCAGCGACACCCAGUCUCCUCUGAUCCUCCACGGAGGGACGGGAUGCGGGAAGAGCGCCCUCGCUGCAAUUUCAGUCAAGCUGUGCAGUCAAGUGUUACCGCACAGUGCCUGCGUGGUCAGGUUUGUUGGAGCUACCCCGGAGUCGUCUACACCGAACCAACUGCUGAGGAGUGCGUGUGAGCAGAUUGCAUACCUGUAUGGUGAACAUAUAUCUGUUGCAUCGAAGGGAGCUAAUCGGUUAAGCAAGGACUUACCAACGCUGCUGAAGCGCGUGACUGAACACCGCCCCCUAGUGGUGGUUCUUGAUGGCAUUGACCAGUUUGCCUCAUCUGGGGAUGCCACAGCUGCAUUUAACUGGAUCCCGGACGUACUACCAGAGAAUGUCAAGAUGAUUCUUACAAUGAGAAGCAAAGACUUUGAAGGAUUUAGUCAUCUCAAGAGUUUAUUGCGGGACAGCGCAAGCUUUGUGGAGGUACCCCAACUGUCCAGAAAGGAUUCCACCAAGAUGGCCGACGGUCUGCUCAAGAGUCAUGGGAGAACAUUGAGCGAUACACAGUCUCAGUUACUACGAGAGGCUGUCAGUGGUUGCCCCACGCCACUCUUUGUGAAAUUAGCAUGUCACGAUGCCUGUCAAUGGCGUAGUUACGAUGACAACAGCAAGACAACGUUGCAGAAGGACAUAAGUGCUCAAAUGAACAUGUUCUUUGAUAGAAUAGAACAGAGAUAUGGUAAAACGGCAGUCAGUCAUUCUGUGGGAUAUUUAUGUGUAGCGCGAGAUGGUCUAUCAGAUGCAGAAAUGAAUGACUUAUUAUCCUGCGAUGACGCAGUACUAGAUGAGGUCUACUCCCGCAAGAGACCGGUGCUACGCAGGGCACCAACGUACCUGUGGGUCGCCAUUUGUCAAGAGCUUGCGCCGUUUCUCCUGGAGCGUGUAGUUGACGAUCGCUAUUUGAGAACUUGGGCUAAUGUCUGUUUGAAGGAGCUCGCCGUGAAGCGAUACGUGUUGAGCUCACAGACCAGAGUACAGCUACAGAAGAAUAUCUUGGACUACUACCAGAGUCGUUGGGCAAAGAAUAAGAAGAAGCCUUUUGUUAAAGAAGGGGGAAUCGAAGUUCUUAUGGAUAGGUUUAUUUUACCGCAGCCCUCAAUCUAUGGUACUUUCCCGAACAGGCGAAGGUACAGAGAACUUGUGUACCACGCCUUCUGCAGUGGAGAGAAGAAAUUCGCCGACAAGUAUAUAUGGGAUAUAGAGUGGUUCCGAAGCAAGUUAGAGCAUAAUGAUGUGUACAGUGUAAUGGAAGAUGUGGUACUAGCCCAAAGUAAAGACAACAAUAACUCGGACUUGCAGAUGUUGAUGGAGUUUCUUCAACUGUCUGCGUAUAGCUUGUCCACCGACGGUGCUCAGCUAUUCACACAGCUAAGACAACGUCUUAGUGGUGGUGUCCUCGAGAAAAAGGGAUCCAUCUACCCUAAGAUGCAACAAUUAUUUAAGCAGGCUGCGAAGCCCCCAGUGUGCAAUUUUGUCCCGUCGAGGGACUGUUUACUUAAACUAGAUGCCAAGUCCCCAGAUGAACCCACGACGACACCCAAGCAUAUCUUCUCCGGGUUGUUCAGGGUAACGACGAGCGACACGUAUAUGGUUUCAGUCGCAACAGACGUAGGAGAACUCAAAGUCUGGAAUAUCACAACACAAAAGUGCGUCCGAACAUUACGCAACCUGACGUGUCCGCGCGAUGUGCGCUUCAUCGACAGCCAUCGUGUGGUCGUACUGUGCAACCGAGAACUUCUCAUCUUCAACAUCGAUACGGGUAGCUUUGAAACCAAAUUGAAAGGCAUCAUGAAUCAGAAGAUGCCGUACUACGCCAUGAGCGACAACGAGCAUGUGGUGGCGCUCUCGCGCAACCGAAUGUACGUCAAUAUGAUCAACGUGACCAGCGGGGAUGUGGUGUCCACGUUUAAAGUUGGCGAGGAUCGUUUUCUGAACAGCCUGUUAGUCAGCGCCAACGGCCACCGUUGUGUUUGCGGGGAUGAUACGCAGAAACCGAGUCCUCUCCUAGUGUGGGAUCUGUCGGCGAGGAAGUUGAUUCAUGAUUUCAGGAUUAAUCAGCAUGAGUUUGUGACCCGAAUGGCAGCCAUCUCUAACGAUGGUCACUAUGUAGUCUCUGUUAUCAAGGAACUGGACGACCCAAGCCGUAACUUCAUCAUCGUGUAUGACCUCCAGAGUGGUCAACAAUUCAAGAAGUGGAAACCACUGGCUAAUACAACCUGUGUGGCCAUCUCAUCAGAGGGUCAGUGUGUGGUCAAUGGGUGUGAGGAUUGCUCCAUCCUGGUCUGGGAUCUAGCUUCGGGAUCACUCAAGUACACACUGUACGGUCACACCCAUACAAUAGACAGCAUCUACUUGAGUGAAGAUGGAAAGAGAUGUGUUAGCAACGAUUCCACAAAGAUGGAUAGAAGCGUAAGGAUGUGGGACCUACAACAGGGUACAAGCAUUGCGACAUUCACCCCAGAUUACCCAAUCAGCUGUUGUCAAAUCUCGGCCAGCGGGGACUGCGCUGUGAUUGGUUUACCAGGCCAUGCCUCCAUCAUCACUCUCUGGUUGCGUUCUAAAGACAUCGACACCACCAGGGAAGAUAAGAAAGUCUACGGCGAUGCCUCCAGGACCGGCAGCGAGUUUGAUAUGAGCAACGUCAACUAAAACAAAUGGAGUAAAAAUUACCAACAAAAUUGUAGUUAAAGAAUUCUGUAGUUAAUAAAGUCUCGGUAACUCGAUCCUCGUCAGUGAGUAUCUCUUGUGGCUAAAAAAUCUGUGAAAUUAAAGCUUGUUUAGAUCAAAAAAAGUUCCAGAGGAAUGGACGCAGCAAACUUAAAAUGUUUUCAUUCUAUGCUAUGCAUGAAAUAAACUGUUGGGGUUAUUUUUCAGUUGGCACUGUCAUCGGGAAGAUCCAGAGUUGAAAAAGUAUUGUAAACGUUGACACAGUUCCAAAUCUAAAGAAGAUUUUGGCCAUAAAACCUCAAUUCACAUUAACUCUAUAUCAAGUAACUAUCAUGUAUACGAUAUAUUUGCCAACCCUUUGUUUUUUAAUAGCACACCUUAUUCACUCCUUUAACUGCAAAGAAUUGUGAAAUUUAAGAGCUGUCAAAACAGAAAAAAUUUCAGAAGUAAGAUUACCUACAGCAAAAAAAAGGCAUCUUUAUAUCUGCAAAGGGUAGCCUUAAAGAGCUGGAUAACACAUGAACAAAUAUAUAAAGAUAUGUCAAGCAAAGUGCACGGUGACACUCAAUGCCACUUGAACCUGAAAAACAACCACCUUUAGGAAAUUCAUGAGCACUUUACUGGUAACUAAGACAAAAUGCACAUCACACGGAACGGAACAAGAUCCAAAUAAGAGAGUGUUUUAUUAUCCGCUGACGGCAAAAGAUCUAAAGAUUGUUUCAUCCUUUGGAUCUUGUUGCAUGGAGUGUUUUAAAGGUAAAAGCAAAUGCAUUAAUUGCAUGAAUGAUUUUGUCCAGCCAUGCAUAUAACUCUAUCAUCAUCGUCAUGUCCAUGUGUGGAUACCAGUAUCGUUGAAUAGGCAAUGCUAGAGUUUGUGAUUUGGGGCCCAGACUAUAUGCCUUAUAUUUUAAAAGGGUUGCAAGUAUGUUUUUUUUUUAAAGUUCAAACAAUCUUGAGAAGUGCUGUGUUUUUCGCUGGUGAAGAAGAAUUUCCUGGUCAUUGUAAUGAAGUGUUUGGGAAAACAUAAAUGUCUGAAACAAAAUUAUGUAUUUGUUUGAGGAACAAAUAUUGUCUCUUUUAAAGUGGAUUCAAUUUUUAUGAAAGUAGGUGUGCUAUUUGAUAACACACGCAGUGUUUUAAUGGGCAAAUAUUUUGCUCCAUUUCUAUUGUACAGUACAAAACAAUAUUACUAUUGCUGAUAGCUGGACAUUAUGAUACGGUACAAUGUAGAUUUGUUGUGUAUAUAGUUAUUUAUAGAUUGCAGAUUGUAGGUAGCUGGGGCCAACUUUAUAUAGCUGCUUUUAAAAGUACAAAUUUUGCUGUGAAGUACCAAAAUAGCUGGCUUAUUUAACACAUGUUACUGGCCAAAUUUCCAUGUCAUAUACAUUGCUUGUAACUGGUAUUUAGCUGUCGUUAACUUAGCAUA